This is a messenger RNA of Scaptodrosophila lebanonensis, 2034 nucleotides long. Its product is annotated as AF4/FMR2 family member 4. Gene Ontology annotation, biological process: regulation of transcription by RNA polymerase II. Lineage: Eukaryota; Metazoa; Arthropoda; Insecta; Diptera; Drosophilidae. Bases 1 to 2034 code for a protein of 677 amino acids. Gene Ontology annotation, molecular function: protein binding; DNA-binding transcription factor activity, RNA polymerase II-specific; RNA polymerase II cis-regulatory region sequence-specific DNA binding. The record is from RefSeq and is a predicted model, not a curated record. The transcript has 5 exons.
AUGGAGGACGACGACGAGGACGAGGGCGAACAGCAGCAAAAGCAGCGACGUCAGGACAAACAGCCGAACGACCACGAAGCUGCUGGCCAGGCUGACAGAGACAGUGGCAGUGGCAGUGGCAGAGCCGCCGCCGUUGCUCAACUGCCGGCAACGAUCUCGUCAAGCGUUAUGUCCACGCCGCCGGAUGUUAUCCUGGAGGUGGGACCGGCACCGGCCACCGUACGCUUUGUCGCCCACGCUCUAGUUCUGGGCAUGCAUAGCGGCUAUUUGCGUUCGGCCAUACGUUUGGAUGAGACGACGACCAGCGGAGCCGGGGAAUUGUUGCUCUAUUUGGGAAAUGUUACGGCAGAACAAUUCGCACCUCUGCUGACCUACAUGUAUACGGGCUAUUUGGAUCUGAAUGUGGACAAUAUAUUUGCCGUACUGCUGGCCACCCAUGUGCUGCACAUGCCGCGUGCUCUCGAGAUUUGUCGCUCCUUUCUGGCCCGCGCCCAAACCGAGGGCUAUCUGAGCAGCAGUAGUAGCAGCAGUAAUAAUAGCAUUAGCAACAACAACAACAACAAUAAUAAUAACAAUGCUGGCGCAGUCUCUAAGAUAAUCAGACCCAUACCCAGCAAGGCGACAAUGCCAAAUUUUGGUUUUCUGCCUCUGCCACCGCCACCACCGGCGCCGCCACCACCACCGCCACCUUCUGCUGCAGCAGCAGCAGCAGCCGCCGCCGCCGCAUACAAAUGCGCGCAACAACAACAGGCUGUGGAGGAGGUGGAGCGGGAGGAGGACGAGGAGGAUGUUGAGGUGUUCAUUGACAGUAACACAAUAACCGACAAUGAGGCAGAAUUGGAUUUGGACACACAGCCCAAUGUGGAAGAUGCCGACAUCGAUAUGGAUUGCAAUGUGUCGGUGGUUAGUUCGUUGGAGAGCAGCGCAGGGAGCCUAAACAUUGAACGUGUGGAUGUGCAGCCCAAAAGUCUGUUGGCCGAAGCCCCCGAGGUGAUGACCACACUGGCGACGACGACAACAGCAACAACAACAACAGUUAAGCCGAAUCCAUUGCAGGCCAAACACUUGCCGCCAGUGGUGGCACGUGUAGCGCCUCCGGCUCAGAUGUCCAGCAAGUCGCGCAACUCACGGAAGCAGCAACAGCAGCAGCAGCAGCGCAAAUCUAGCGGUGGUUUGCAAGUGGCUAAAGCGCCCAUACCGGCCGCCCAAUUGGACGCCAGCUCAUCCACAGUGGGCACAGCGCCGGCGCCGGCCAAGUUCAUCAUCGAUGUGGCCAGUUGUGAUGGGCCUGUGCGCUUUCGGCGCAUCCUCAACACCGCCUACGGCCACAAGCCGGAUGCCUACGAAGCGACAACAGCCCAUUUGGGCGAGCAGCGUACGCAGCAGAGUGUUAGCUAUUCGUUCCAUCAGCAGAUGGCCAAAACCAUAAGCAGUCAGCAGCGACAGCAACAACAGCAACAACAGCAGCAACAUCAGCAACAGCAACAGAUACACCAGCAACAAAAUGCCGAGGAGAGUGAGAAUAGCGGCGAUGCGACGCCUCAGCAACAUGCCACAAUAGCGACAGCAACAGCCGCGACGGCAACAACAACGCAUCGCAAGCAACAACAGACACACGAAUUGUAUGUCUGCAUCUAUUGCAAGCACACCUUCAAGUCCCAGUACUGCUACCAGAAGCACGCCAAGCGUCAUCUUAACCCAUUGAGUCUCAGCGAGAAGAAAAGCAUUGCUGCCGCUGCUAUACUCAUCAAUGGCCAGCCCCAGCCACACCAGCAGCAACAGCCACUGGCAGCAAGCAGUGCCGCAAUGGAGACUUCCACAAGUCCGUCGAGCGAUACGGAACAGUUGCUGCGACGCGAGGUGCGUCCCCUGGACAUGAAUGUCCAGUAUUAUCCUUGCAAGACCUGUGGCAGCAAAUUUCCCAGCUACUAUUUUGUUCACAAGCAUCGCAAGCUGUGCCAUGCCGAUGAAAUCGAGAAUGCGACAGCAACAACCACACCAACAACCGCCUCAUCAACAUCUGCAUUGAUUUAA